Molecule: messenger RNA, 549 nt
Organism: Cavenderia fasciculata
Lineage: Eukaryota; Evosea; Eumycetozoa; Acytosteliales; Cavenderiaceae
Exons: 3
Coding region: 1-549 (182 amino acids)
Source: RefSeq, a predicted model, not a curated record
AUGAAAAUCAUUUGUGCCAACUUUGACAAUGUCGCAGAAUCAUCCAUCAAAAUGGCAUUAGAAAGCAAAGAAGGAAGACAAUCAAUUCUCGAAAGUGUAAAAGAACUAUUACAAUCAAAGGAGGAGGAACAGAAGAGAAAAUUCAAACCAUCCCAAAGUGCCUCCUCAUCUUCCUAUGUCACACCAAGAGGAGCUCCUGCCUAUAAUGCUCAGUCUGGACUUGUAGUCUAUACCUCUGGUCCAACAUACUAUCCAGGUCCAGCCUACCAUCAUCCAGGAUCAGUCUACUAUCAAGGACCAGUCUACCAUCAUCCAGGAUCAGUCUAUACUUCAGUACAAGUCUACAACAAUCCAGUACCAGAAUCGAUGCAAAUCGAUUCUUCAAAAACUGUGGGAUCAAUUAAAGGCAAUUGGAGACCAUCUUUUGAAAGGUCUCAUGUCAAUUGUCAAGUGGGUCAUAAAACACAUGGACUUUUUCACUUUGAAAAUAAUUACAAAGUUAUUGGACAAUCACAACAUACCAUUUAUUAUUUUAUUCAAUGUACAUAA